UUCACGUGACCCUUGUAAACAGAAGAUGACUGUUCAGUGGAUUCUCGUUUUUAUUUUAUGUUCAAUUGCCAGUGUUUCAUCUUAUGGAAAUCAAAAUGUCAACACCACUGAAAUCAAGAAGAUUCAUCUAAUAUUUAUGAAUCAUUUGGAUGUUGGAUAUGAUGGAUUAGGUGGAAAAGAGAGAGGAUUAGUCAACAAUGUUCUCAACAAAUAUUUUCAAGUAUAUUUUCCACGAGCUAUUAAACUGAGUGAGACCUUGAUUGGUCUGGGUUAUAGAGAGAGAUUUAUCUACACUACACAUCCAUGGCUUGUACAGAUGUACGUCAAUUGUCCACCAAACUUAAACCUGUCUGGUAUAUUGCUUCAGUGUCCAUCAGCAAAAGAUUUGCAGAAUUUUUAUGGAGCGGUUGCUCGUGGUGAUAUCACAUGGCAUGCUGGACCAAUGAACAUGCAGUAUGAGAUGAUGGACAGAUCAUUAAUAGAGUUCAGUUUACAAUUAUCAGAUGAUCUGGAUGAAAUGUUUAAGAUACAACGAAAAUAUAAAACAGUAAGCCAACGAGAUGUACCUGGUAUGUCAAAGGCUCUAUUACCAAUAUUUGCUAGUAAAGGUAUAGUGGCAAUAACUGUUGGUGUUAAUCCUAUGUCGGCUCCACCCGGUGUUCCUGACAUCUUUAACUGGCAGUAUCAGAACAAAAGUCUUAUAGCCAUGUGGCACCCAGGUGGCUACCCACAAGCGCCAGGUACUGGGCCCGGCAAACCAGGUGGAAUGUCCAAACAAGACUGUGUUAUGUUUCCUGGUUUCCCAGAAGUUAUGUGUUUUGCAUUUAGAACUGAUAAUAGUGGCCCUCCAGUUAAUAUCUCUGAAAUACUUACGAAUUAUGAAAUAGCUCGUGGUCAAUUUCCUAACGCUGUUGUUCAGGCAUCAACUUUUGAUGAAUUUGUUGAAGCUGUUCAGCCUAUAAAAUCACAGCUUCCUGUGGUAACCAAGGAAAUAGGGGACACAUGGAUACAAGGACCAGGUUCAGAUCCUAGAAAAAUAGCUGAAAUGCGAGCCUAUUCUAGAUUACGUACACAAUGUAUUGAACAAGGACCAUGUUCUGUAAUUGAUAAAGUAUUUUAUAACAGCAGUAUAAUAAUGACCAAAUUAGGAGAACAUACAUGGGGUAUUGAUUCACUAUUUGAUGGUGUUAACUGGUCCAACCAAAAUUUUAAUACACAACUUAAAGAAAAACCUAUUAAUUAUAAAGUGAGUAUUAACUCGUGGACAGAACAGCGAGAAUUUACCUAUCUAUCAUUAGAAACUCUGGGUGAUCAUCCACUGGUAGAGGCUGUAAAGAAAGAAUUCAGCAUGAUCAAAGCACAGAAACCUGAUUUAAAUGGUUAUGUAACAGCUUCAAUAUCAGAUGUACAGAAAUGUGAGAAUGGUUUUAAGUUUCAAUUUGAUAAAGAUGGUUGUAUAAUAUCUCUAGUUGAUCCUAUAACAGGGACAGAUUGGGCCUCUACAAGCAAUCGUAUUGGUCAGUUUAUUUACCAGACAUAUAAUCAGUCAGAUUUCACAUCCUUUGAAUCCAGUUAUUCCUUUAAUGGUCAGCCUGUUGGCAUUGGGAAGUUCAAUAUGUCAGAAAAUUUUAAUGCAUCAAGCCAAGAUUGGCCAGUUGUUCUUAAAGCUCUUUACAAAGCUAAAGAUAGAAGUUGUGAUUUUUUGGUGAAUUCUGGUGUGAUGAAUAGUAAAGCUACAACAACUUAUGGUGCACCUAGAGAUAUCUGGGUCCAGUAUUCGGUUGAUGAUGUAAAAUCAGGUGUUUCUGUUGUUGUUCAGUGGUUCGAUAAACCUCCAACUCGUCUACCAGAAGCCAUUUUCUUCUCAUUUCAACCUGUACCUCAAUCUAAUGAUCAUCAUUGGUUCUUGCAUAAACUAGACCAAUUAAUAGAUCCAUUGGAUGUUGUUAUUAAUGGCAGUCAAAGACAUCAUGCAAUUGACAAAGGUGUUGUUUAUGUUAACAAGGAGAUGAAAGGCAUGGAGAUAAACUCUGUAGAUGCUGCCAUAGCAACAGUAUUAACAUCAUCAGGUUCCUUGUCAACACUCCCUUUACCAUUGACCCCUCUUAAAGAUGUGACUGGGAUGAGUUUUAAUCUAUUUAACAAUGUCUGGGAUGUCAACUGGAUAUUUUGGUAUCCAUAUUUAACAGAAGAUAAAGACCAAAAGUUUAGAUUUAAUAUUCAAUUUGCGUAAUAUUUUCACAACUACGGGUAAAUAUGUCCUUUACUGUGAUAUUCAUGUAGCCCAUCAGAAGGUACUAGCUGUUCGAGAACCUAGCCGGUUGGUAAAAAAGAAAAUUUUAUUUAUUUUAUUCAUUGUGGUUAUGCAAUUAAAUUGGGGAUGUACAAAUAAAUUUGUAUCUGAAUUUGAGAUUAUAAAUGUUAUAGAAAGUAAAUUUAUUUUAAAGGUGGUUAAUGUAUUGGUAGGCUUGAGUAAAAUAUGAUCUUAGAGUUCUGAUCAUUAAUUUAAUCAAAGUAUGUUAAUUUUGAAUAUGAUAUUUUUUAAAAUUAAAUACAGUUAUUUUUUUGGUGAAAUUAAUCUUGCAUUCAAAAUUUCAGUGUUAUAAAGUUUAUGUAGAAAUGUCUUUAUUUAUUACAUAUAAAAUAUAAAGGGCAUCAACAUGUCAGUGUUUUACAGUUUAUUUAGAAGCCUCACUUUAUAAUGAAACCCUAGUUUAUGUAGAGAAGUCUUUAAGUAUUACAUAUCAUAAUAAAGGCCUCUCUAUAAUAAAACCCAAGCUUAUAUAGAGAAGUCUUUAAGUAUUACAUAAAGGUCUCACUAUAAUGAAGCCCAAGUUUAUAUAGAGAAGCAUUUAAUAUAAAGAAGCCCAAGUUUAUAUUGUAUUGUUAUAUAAACAGUUUAUGUUUGUUAAUGUGUAAUUUAUUAUUUUCUUCAUACAUUCCCAUAUAUUUUGAAUUUGUAAUUGUUAUUUGUACAUUUGUUUUAAUUGAUUGUAUAUAAUUUUAUGCUUCGGUCGUAAAGAUAUAUGCCUGAGAGAGUCAGGACCGUAAUUAUUAUACGACCUAAUAUAUUAAGUAGAUAUUUUUUAAUGCUUUAAAUUAGUUGGCACUAUCACAUCAGUGGAAGCGGACGUUAAAUAAAGCUAAUUCAAAGCUGGCGAGUAAUAGUUUAAAACAUCAACUAUUUGUCAUUACUGGUUGAAAUACUAUUGUUAACUCAUUUAUUAAGGCUUUAUGAAAAUUAUCAUUUUGUUCCCUUGGUCAUUGGAGACAUUGUAUAAAAAUACAAAUAUUUUUUUGUGUAAGAAAAAGUGACAUAAUUAACAUCAUUGAUAUUUGAUAAAAUAUUUUUUUAAAAAAUGAAAUAAGUCUGAUUAAUGUAUUGAUUUUAUAUUUGACAAACAUGACAUUAUUUAGUUUUAAGUUAUUUUCAUACUUUUAUAGUGUAAUAGUGUUUAGCUUGCAAGGAGUAGUCAAUUCAAAAAUUAAGCUCUUUUAUAAUAUGCCAAAUUACAUGUGUAUUUAAGCUAGAAAUGAAUUCUAUCCACGAUAUUCA
Patella vulgata (common limpet) is the source of this 3556-nucleotide messenger RNA. RefSeq lists its product as uncharacterized. The coding region runs from base 26 to 2233 and encodes 735 amino acids. The transcript has 14 exons. The record is from RefSeq and is a predicted model, not a curated record. Lineage: Eukaryota; Metazoa; Mollusca; Gastropoda; Patellidae.